GAGAGAGAGACUUCGGGGUGGUACCCGGUUCAAGUGGUGAUGCUCCGGAGGAGAGUCUUUGCGCGUCUCACGCACUCUGUGUUGCCAGAUUGGGGGAUUCCCUUUCCUUAUAGGAAGCCAUACACGCUCGUGUAGCUCAGCAGACACACUUCGAUGCACUUUGGACCGGUUUAUACAGAACUAUUAUUUUUGUAAUAUUAUUAUUUUUUUGUUGUUGUUCAGCGAACACAAUCUGGCAACCCGCGUUUUGGAUGGUGCGCAGCGGAGAGACAUGGACUCCGGAGUGCGGCGUGAAACGCACAACUAACGUGGAAGGGUGGAAGUAAGCUGGGCUGGAACCCCAGUCAUCGUGUGUGUGUGUGUGUGUGUGUGUGUGUGAGGCUCGGCCCGGCGGUGCGCCAUGGUGGAGCUGGAGAAGGAGGUGCUGCCGCUGCCGCCGCGCUACCGAUUCAGAGACCUGUUGCUCGGAGACUGGCAGACUGACGACAGAGUCCAGGUAGAGUUCUACGUCAACGAGAACACCUUUAAAGAACGCCUGAAGCUCUUCUUCAUCAAAAACCAGCGAUCCAGUCUGAGAGUUCGCCUCUUCAACUUCUUCUUGAAGGUGCUGAGCUGCCUGCUAUACAUCGUCCGAGUGCUCCUGGAUGAUCCACGUGAGCAGAGGGACUGCCCUGGAUGUCUCAGACAGAAUGCAUCUGCACAAAAUAAAAGCCACUUUGACUGGUCCCUCAUUAUCUGGGUGAACAGACCUCUGCCACUUUGGGCGCUUCAGGUUCUCGUGGCUUUCAUCAGCUUUUCAGAAACCAUGUUGCUUGUGUACCUGAGCUACAAGGGCAACGUGUGGGAGCAAGUGUUGCGUGUCCCGUUCAUCCUGGAGAUGAUCAGUGCCGUCCCUUUCGUCAUCACUGUGAUUUUACCUUCGGUCCGAAACCUGUUCAUCCCCGUCUUUCUAAACUGCUGGCUGGCUAAACACGCCCUGGAAAACAUGAUUAAUGACCUUCACAGAGCCAUUCAGCGUACUCACUCAGCCAUGUUCAACCAGGUGCUCAUUCUCAUCAGCACCCUCCUCUGCCUCAUCUUCACCUGUAUCUGUGGGAUUCAGCACCUGGAGCGAGCAGGGAAUAAUCUGACGCUCUUCGACUCGUUGUAUUUCUGUGUGGUCACCUUCUCCACUGUGGGCUUCGGGGACGUCACGCCUCAGAUCUGGCCCUCGCAGCUCCUCGUGGUCAUCAUGAUCUGCGUCGCGCUCAUCGUGCUGCCCAUCCAGUUUGAGCAGCUGGCUUUCUUGUGGAUGGAGAGACAGAAGUCUGGUGGAAACUACAGCCGCUACAGAGCACAGACCGAGAAACACGUUGUGCUCUGUGUCAGCUGUCUGAAGAUAGACCUCCUCAUGGAUUUCCUCAACGAGUUCUUUGCGCACCCCAGACUGCAGGACUACUACGUGGUGAUCCUGUGUCCGACGGAGAUCGACGUCCAGGUUCGGCGGGUUCUACACAUCCCACUCUGGGCUCAGAGGGUCAUCUACCUGCAGGGCUCAGCACUUAAAGACCAGGACCUGAUGAGGGCUAAAAUGGAUGAUGCCGAGGCCUGUUUUAUCCUGAGUAACCGGUUUGAAGUGGAUCGCCUUGCUGCUGAUCAUCAGACUAUCCUCAGAGCUUGGGCGGUGAAAGAUUUUGCCCCCAACUGUCCUCUAUAUGUCCAGAUCCUCAAACCUGAGAACAAGUUCCACGUCAAAUUUGCAGAUCAUGUGGUGUGUGAAGAAGAGUUUAAAUAUGCCAUGCUCGCCCUCAACUGCGUGUGUCCAGGAACAUCUACUCUGAUUACCUUACUGAUCCAUUCCUCCAGAGGACAAACAGCGCCUUCAGAAAGCUUCAGGCAGCGUGGAGGAGCCUUUCAGCCCCUGAACAGGGAAGGAGGAGGACACUCAGCCGACCAAUGGCAGCGCACUUACCGCCGCUGCUCAGCCAAUGAGGUGCACCACAUCCGGCUGGAGGAAAGCAAGUUCUUCGGGGAAUACCAGGGCAAGAGCUUCACAUUCGCCUCAUUCCAUGCACACAAGAAAUAUGGUGUGUGCCUUAUUGCCGUGCGGAGACUGGACACGGCCAACAUCCUGCUGAACCCCGGGCCGUGCCACAUCAUGGGCGCUUCAGACACAUGCUUCUACAUUAACAUCUCCAAAGAGGAGAAUUCGGCCUUCGUCCGGGGCCACAGAGAACCCAACAGGGGCUCCGGGGACAGCUCGAGAGGUGUCCCGCAAAGCAUCUACCAUGGACUUACACGACUGCCCGUCCACAGCAUCAUUGCCAGCAUGGGCACGGUGGCCAUAGACCUGCACGACUCGAGCGACAGCAGCCCAGAGGGCUCUGGCGCAGGGGGCGUGGCUCUGAGCACAGGCAGGAGUGCACGUGGCGGAUCUCGCGUGGAAGCGGGUUGUGGCAACACAUUGGCUCCGCCCUCUAUGGGUGAAUCAGGUGAGGACAGGAGGCACAGCAUUGCUCCAGUGCUGGAACUUGUGGAUGGUGUCCAUGGCCCUGCCUUCGACCUGCUGGGGGACCAGUCGGAGGAUGAGGGAGGAGAAGAUGGUAAAGAAGAAGAGGAGGAGGAGGAAGAGGAAGUGGCAGGACAAGGAGAGCACAAGGGUCAAUGGUGGGGAGCGCAUGGCGAGUGGGUAAAGGGGUACCCAUUGAACUCCCCAUACAUUGGAAGUUCUCCUGCUCUUUGCCACCUCCUGCAGGAGAAAAUGCCGUUUUGCUGCCUUCGUCUUGAUAAGGCGUGCCCUCACAUGCCCUACGAGGACGCUCGUUCGUACGGCUUCAAGAACAAGCUGAUCAUCGUGUCGGCGGAAAGCGCCGGGAACGGCCUCUACAAUUUCAUAGUGCCUCUGCGAGCGUAUUACAGACCCAGGAAGGAACUGAACCCCAUCGUCCUCCUGCUGGAGAGCAUACCUGAAGCAGACUUCCUUGAGGCUAUCUGCUGGUUCCCCAUGGUUUUCUACAUUGUGGGCUCUAUUGACAAUCUGGACAGCCUAUUGCGCUGUGGCGUGACGUUCGCUGACACAAUGGUGGUGGUGGAUAAGGAGAGCUCGAUGAUCGCUGAGGAGGACUACAUGGCCGACGCUAAAACUAUCGUGAAUGUACAGACGCUCUUCAGGCUUUUCCCAGCUCUCAGUAUUAUCACAGAGCUCACACACCCAGCCAACAUGCGCUUCAUGCAGUUCCGAGUGAAAGACCAUUACUCAUUCGCUCUUUCCAAACUGGAGAAGAAGGAGCGAGAACGUGGCUCCAACCUGGUGUUCAUGUUCCGUUUGCCCUUCGCUGCGGGGAAGGUGUUCAGUGUCAGCAUGCUGGACACACUGCUGUAUCAGUCCUUUGUGAAGGACUACAUGAUCUCUAUCACCAGAUUGCUCUUGGGACUGGACUCUAUGCCUGGCUCAGGCUUCCUGUGUGCAAUGAAAAUCACAGAGGAGGACUUGUGGAUCCGCACCUAUGGCCGGCUGUACCAGAAGCUCUGCUCCUCCACAGGGGACAUUCCCAUCGGCAUCUACCGCACAGAGGCUCAUAAACUCCCUGUGUCUGAGUCUCAGGUGUCCAUCACAGUGGAGGACUACGAGGACACUCGGGAGCUGCGAGAGCCUCUGCUGUGUCGCUCUGGUCCUCAUCGUAAUUCCACCUCGUCUGAGCCUCCCUCCUCGUCGUCCUCGUCCUCCCAUGCCUCGGAUCACCCACUGCUGAGGAGGAAAAGUAUGCAGUGGGCGCGGAGGCUGAGCCGGAAGAGCGGGCGUGGGUCGAGCAGUGCCAAGGGGACGGGCAGCGCCGCUGAGAGGAUCACGCAGCAGAGACUCAAUCUGUUCCGUCGCUCCGAGAGGCAGGAGCUCAACGCGCUGGUCCGCACUCGCAUGAAGCAUCUCGGCCUCUCACCGUCUGGCUUCAAUGGAAUGACUGACCAGGGAAACAGACUCUCCUACAUCCUCAUCAACCCGUCCCCUGACAUACGACUCGAACUGCAUGAUGUCGUGUAUCUGAUCAGACCUGAUCCUCUGUCCCUGGUGCCUAACCAAGGAAGCGGGCGGAAACCCAGUGCCGGCAAACCGGACCAGGAUCGGCACCGGUUCAAUACGCAGGACAGCACACACCUCUGAUCACACACCAGCAUGAAUACACAGAGGCCUGGAAAUUGUGUUUGCGUGAGUGCGAAUGUGAGAAAAAGAGAAAGACAGGAAGAGAGAAAGAAAGAAGAGACCGGAGUAGACUGGACUGUGAACUGGAACUGAUACUAAUCAGUUGCCUCUUUUUUACCCAGAUGAGCGUCGAAUGCAUAAACUAGUUCCACUUUUAUUUACGCAUCCAAAUUUAUUCGGUUCGUUUAUUUAUUUUUUGUAUUUUUUCCCUCCGUUCUUUUUGACGUGAUGGAAGCCAAGGCCACGUAAAUGCAUUAAAACGCGAGUCCAUACUUUGUAUUAGUCUCUGUGCAUGUGAAUGUAUGUUUGAUAGCAAACACUGCCAAUCUAUUCUGGACUGCCAAAGGAACCACGUUGCCAAAUGACCGGAAGAAAAAUCCUCCAUCGUUGUCCCAUGAGAAACCCAUCAUUUCUCUUAUCUGCUCCAUGAUCCAUCUCUGAGCGUUCGUUUUCAUUUUCAUUUAAAUACGGUUUGACUUUUUCAGCUACCUGUGGCAUUUCAACAAGUGCCAACAGCACAGCAGCCAAACAGGAGCUUAUCAAACUGGCACAGGCCCAAAUAAGAACUUUAUUUCACUCUCCAUCUGUUUCGUCCUGCUCCAACGAGACUGUUCAAACUUAUGUCUUUAAUGAAUUAGUUUUUUUUAAUACUUGCAAUCUUUUCUGUGCAAGCAGUCAUCACAGUGUUGCGAUUAUAGCCAUGAUAAGGGUUGUGUAAUGGCUCUUUAUUUAGCUUUAUGACUCUGUUGCUUGAUCUAUCGUUUUCGUCCUCUGUCACUCGAGUGUGUUGUUGUUGGCAUGCACAGAGAGGAGCCUGCAUGCCAGAUUUGUCAUAUACCCUGACCGCUUUGUGCUCCUGCUGGCAUCAGGUUAUGGUUGCCUUUAAUUCGGUGUCACACACACACACACACACACACACACACACACACACACACACACACACACACA
Messenger RNA from Silurus meridionalis, 5125 nucleotides. It is a transcript of the gene kcnt2b, whose product is annotated as potassium channel subfamily T member 2. Gene Ontology annotation, cellular component: membrane. Gene Ontology annotation, molecular function: intracellular sodium-activated potassium channel activity. The record is from RefSeq and is a predicted model, not a curated record. NCBI's taxonomy places the organism in Eukaryota, Metazoa, Chordata, Actinopteri, Siluriformes, Siluridae. The coding region runs from base 401 to 4138 and encodes 1245 amino acids. Gene Ontology annotation, biological process: potassium ion transport. The transcript has 30 exons.